Messenger RNA from Amborella trichopoda, 837 nucleotides. RefSeq names its product major allergen Pru ar 1. Gene Ontology annotation, molecular function: abscisic acid binding; signaling receptor activity; protein phosphatase inhibitor activity. NCBI's taxonomy places the organism in Eukaryota, Viridiplantae, Streptophyta, Magnoliopsida, Amborellales, Amborellaceae. Gene Ontology annotation, biological process: defense response; abscisic acid-activated signaling pathway. Gene Ontology annotation, cellular component: nucleus; cytoplasm. The record is from RefSeq and is a predicted model, not a curated record.
UCUCUAACUCUGCAUCAUCAUCGUCAUCCUUUCCACAAUCUCUAUCUCUAUCCCUUUCCCUUUCUCUUUCUCUUGUUUGUUUUUACAGGAAUCGGAAAAAAUGGUUGCCGGCACUCUAUCCGAUGAGUAUGUCUCUCCCCUCCCAGCCGCGAGACUGUGGAAGGCGAGCAUUAAGGACGUGCACAACAUCGUCCCAAAGGUGAUGCCUCACAUAAUAUCAAGUGUUGAUAUAUGUGAGGGUGAUGGUGGAGUUGGCACCGUCAAACAGUUUAACUUCACCGAAGCGGUCCAAGAAUACCGAUUUGUUAAGGAUAGGACAGAUGUGUUCGAUGAGGAGAAGUUUUUCCUCAAAUACACUGUUAUCGAAGGAGAGCGCCUCGGGACCAGGUUCAACUCUCUAGUUUACGAAGUGAAGUUCGACGAGGCUGCUAAUGGCGGAACAGUGGCCAAGAUGAAGGCCGACUACGAUACCAUCGGUGAUGCAACUCUCUCAGAUGACGAGGUCAAACAAAUGAAAGAGAACCUCCUCUCUCUGUUCAAAGCUGUUGAGGCCUUCCUCUUACAAAACCCUGAUGCAUAUGCUUAAGCUCCUUGUUUUGCAUCUAUACCCACUGUGCUUGCUUUCUUUUCUAUACCUUUCUCUUUCGUAUAACCAGCGUGGUUUGGAUGAUAAUAAAGUGUGCUGUAGUAAUGUGUGUGCGGGCAUUGGCUUGUCGAAAAGGAAAAGAUCAGAGUGAAAUAAGUUUUGUGUUUUUUACUUCUCGAAUUUGUGUAUGAGAAGAGGGAUUUAUCCUAAAUUGGAAAAGUAAGUUUUCUACCUCCUUUUAUUUGUAUCAA